AUGAACGCAAGCAGCGUCGUGAUGCCGGUGCCGGACAGUGCCGAGCCCAAGGCGGCCGACGAGGCGCGGCUGCCGGUGCUCGCAGCGACCAAGGCGACGGUCACCGAUGCGGAGCUCGACGACAUGCGUGCCAAAAUCCGCGUGCACAUUGGAGAGUCCAUUCGCGUUGCGCGGGCCCAGAAGCGGCGGCAGCAUCGGCGCAUCUGCGGCCUCUCACGCGCCGACGUCUAUGAGUGGGUUCGGUCUGUUCUCUGCUGCUCAGACGUCGACGCUGCGACGACGACCGACGAUUCGGACGCCAAAAUCCUCUCGACCAAGAAAUUUCUUAGUGGCGUCGAAGAGUUUGCUUGCCUCACGGACCGCGAACUCUCGCAGCUCGCACGCCUCACGGAGCUUCGCACCUUUCGACGGGAUGACGUGGUCUUGCUUAGCGAGGACAAGGCGGAUGGCCUGUACAUCAUCUUAUCGGGCAAGGCGUCGCGCUGCGUGCUGAGCGAAGGCUCCAUGGACAUGGCGAUCGAGCCCGAGAUGCUCAUGUACCAGGAAACCUUUGGCAUGGACGUUUCGCCCACGAUCGACAAGGACGUGGAGAACAUCGAGACGAGCAUCACGGCUG
Messenger RNA from Saprolegnia parasitica CBS 223.65, 616 nucleotides. RefSeq lists its product as hypothetical. The record is from RefSeq and is a predicted model, not a curated record. Lineage: Eukaryota; Oomycota; Saprolegniomycetes; Saprolegniales; Saprolegniaceae. The transcript has 2 exons. The annotation marks the transcript as partial.